Microdochium trichocladiopsis is the source of this 3447-nucleotide messenger RNA. Its product is annotated as PGAP1-like protein-domain-containing protein. Gene Ontology annotation, molecular function: phosphatidylinositol deacylase activity. The transcript has 2 exons. NCBI's taxonomy places the organism in Eukaryota, Fungi, Ascomycota, Sordariomycetes, Xylariales, Microdochiaceae. Gene Ontology annotation, biological process: endoplasmic reticulum to Golgi vesicle-mediated transport; GPI anchor metabolic process. Bases 1 to 3447 code for a protein of 1148 amino acids. The record is from RefSeq and is a predicted model, not a curated record. Gene Ontology annotation, cellular component: endoplasmic reticulum.
AUGAGCGAGCGACAUCGGGCGACGAGGACAGGUCAACCUCGUGACGGCAGGCCAAGCAGUCCGACGUCGGCGGAGCGCAAGCGUCUAUCCAAUGGCACGAGCCCUGAUCAGAAGCUGCGCGGAGCUGUAGAAGACAGUCCUGGCAAGAUCAAGGCUCAAUCGCUGCCUUUGUUGCGUUAUCGUGGUGCUGCAUCAGUCCGGGAUACGCAAGCCACAGGCAGUCGGUACAAAAAUGGCCGGACAUGGUACCAGUCUGUAUGGACCAUGUCCUUGCUCACGUUUCUCGUUACAUCUGUGGGGGUAGCGCUGUUGUACAGUGUCUUGAGUUCCGCCUUCGCGAUGCACUGCGAUACCAAGGGUUGCCGCAUGUCUUACAUGAGACCAGCAUACUACAGAUUUGACGGCUUCGAUACAGAACAUACCCGGUUCGCCAGUAAAUAUUCCUUGUACCUCUACCGGGAGCAAGGGGUUGAUUACGACCACAAGGUUUCGGGCAUACCGGUCCUGUUCAUCCCCGGCAAUGCCGGCAGUUACAAGCAAGUAAGGCCGAUUGCAGCGGAAAGCGCCUCCUAUUAUCACGAGGUCCUGCGGCAUGACCCCGUUCUGGCCCAGACGGGUGUGAAGAAUCUCGACUUCUUCAGCGUCGAUUUCAACGAGGACUUUACAGCAUUCCAUGGCCAGACUAUGCUUGAUCAGGCAGAAUAUCUGAACGAGGCAGUCAGAUACAUUUUGUCCUUGUAUUCCGACCCAAAUGCCUCGCGACGUGACCCGAGGCUUCCAGACCCGACCUCUGUCAUCAUCCUGGGCCAUUCUAUGGGCGGCAUCGUAGCGCGGACCAUGCUUGUCAUGCCAAAUUACCAAGCUGCCUCCAUCAACACCAUCGUGACCAUGUCGACGCCGCAUGCUCGACCGCCGGUCACCUUUGACUCUCAGAUCGUAAAGAUUUACACUGAUAUCAAUGGAUAUUGGAGACAGUCUUUUGCUGCAAACCAAAGUGACAGCAACCCCCUGAGAGACAUUACACUGAUCUCGAUAGCAGGAGGCGGGCUUGAUACAGUCGUGCCUUCAGACUACGCCGGCCUAGAAUCCAUCCUUCCUGAGACGCACGGUUUCACUGUGUUCACGUCUUCGAUACCAAAUGUGUGGACAAGCAUGGACCACCAGGCUAUUAUGUGGUGUGACCAGUUUCGCAAAGUCAUCGCAAAAACUCUUCUUGAGAUUGUUGACAAUCGUGGAUCAUCACAAACCAAGCCCCUCAACGAACGGAUGCUUGUGUUCAAAAAAUGGCUGCUCACGGGCAUGGAGAAAAUUGCGGAAAAGACGGCGCGAUCCACCACACAAACGACGCUCCUUACGCUGAACGAAGAUUUCAGUUCUGCCGUUGUUCGUGACGAACGCAUCGUUCUGCGAGGUCUAGGCACAGCAUCGUCGAUGUUAUCGAGGUUACGGCUGCUCUCUAUUCCCCCAAGCGAUGCGUCUACAUCCAAGAGGUUCACACUCCUUAGCGACACGCGACUGGCUCGACCGGGCCAGCAGAGCGGCCUCGAAGUGCUUCUGUGCAGUCUGCUUCCGAUUGAACCGUCUGAUUCAAAUGAGUCGUUCCAAACAGCCAUCGAUCUUUCCGGGCCGGACCACAGUCUCAGUCGUCUCGCAUGCCAGAAUGUGGCAGCUGACGUAGUUCCGCUUCCAGCAUCAACGAAGCUUACGCAGCACCCCUUUUCUCGUGAUGGGGAGCCUCAGUACACGCCUUUCUCGUACUUGGAGUACAACCUGAGUGACCUUGUGGAUCACGCAUUUGUGGCCAUCUUGGAUAGGAACGAGCAUCCCACCCCAGGGUGGCUGGUGGCUGAGUUCAGCGAUACAUCCUUGUCACAUUCAAUCGAGGACAUUACUCUCAGGCGGCUUGUCACCACUGGGCUUGAAGUACAUCUACCUCCAGGCCGGCCUAUGGUUAUCGAGCUUCAGGUCCCGUCUAUGCAGAGCAGUCUCCUUGCGUAUGAUCUCGAGCUCCAGCGAGAGCCAUGUGCAUCAGAACAUGAGCUGUUCGCCCCACUACUGCGACACUACAUGACGCGCCCAUACGAAUCCAAGUACUUUGUCAACGUCAAGCACGUCGAGGUCAGCCUACACGGAAUAUCGCCAUUCGUGCCACCUCCAGCAGAUGAGAAGGCACUCAACAACGGCCUGAGCUUCCAACUGUGGACCGAUCCUACAUGCAAGUCGAGCGUCACAAUCCGUCUGUCUGUGGACCCUAUGGCUAGUCUUGGCAAGCUCUACAUGCGAUACCGCACGGUGUUUGCAGCCUUCCCAGUGUUGGUGGUUGCGAUGGUGCUGCGCAAGCAGUUCCUUGUCUACAGCAGCACAGGACUGUUCAUUACAUUUUCUGAGAGCAUCGAGAUGUGCUUGAAGCGCUCAUUGCCGCUCCUGAUGCUAUCUCUGACGUGCCUGUCACUCUCUGUCGGUCAUCCACGCACACCUGAUGCACUGCUUCAAUACUUGAAAGGGCACGAUAAGUCCCUGCCCAAUUUUGGCCAGAAUGAUUUACUGACUGGCACUGCGGAUCCGUUCUUCUGGUUCUUGAUACCGAUGAUCGGGCUUGUGUGCAUCGGCGUCUGCGUGGCUGUCCACUACCUGGUCCUGGUCCUGGUCUAUGUUUUCAGCAGCAUCUACGGCUACUUUGUCUCCCGUCCUGUCUGGUCUCCCAGAGACGAUUCUGCACGCGAGAAGCCGUUGCCUUCAUUUACGUCAUCAACACGUCAACGUCGUCUUAUCACGACAAUUGUCCUGCUCUGCCUUGUCUCGACGACUGUGCCGCAUCAAUUUGCCUUUGUCGUUGCCUGUCUUGUUCAACUCUCGACUGAUGUGCGAGCCUUUUGGCACGCUCGCGACACACCUUCCACGUACAACACCAACUUCAGCAAUUAUGCACACUCCAUCUUUCUUUUAAUGUUCUGGAUACUUCCCAUCAAUAUCCCCACACUGGUCGUCUGGAUUCGCAACCUGGCUGUACACUGGUUCAUGCCUUUCUCCUCACACCACAAUGUUCUGUCCAUUCUACCGUUUAUCCUACUCGUCGAGACGAUGACUACGGGCAGUAUGAUCCCUCGCGUCACGAGUCCUCUCCGCCACGGGACUAACGCGAUGCUGUUUGGGGUGUCCCUUUUCGCCGCGAUAUACGGCGUCUCGUACACCUACGUACUUCACCAUCUGGUCAAUCUAAUUGUUGCCUGGUUCGUCAUCCUGCAUAUUACAGGAGGUCGCAGCUGGGGUCGUCGUCAGUGGCAGCAUGCCCAGCAGGCGGGCGACGUCAAGUCUAUGGCGACAAACGCGGCGCGAGGCACGAGCACAGGCGCGAGAAGCCCUUCAUUACCAGCCACGGACCCUGCAGCGGCGGCUUUCAGCAGCAGCGAAAAGAGCCGGGGCCAGCACCACCACAAGGCACCAUAG